AUGGCUUCCAAUGGAUCUCCAAUUGAAGAAUAUGGUUAUAAUGAAGUGAAAAAAAGAAAAUGGGGAAAAGAAAAGGGGAGACCACGACAUAAAUUUACUAAGGAUGAAUUGCAUAUACUUAAUCUGGCAUUUGAAGAAAAUCCAUAUCCUGAUUUUACCACUAGAAAAGAAUUGGCUGAACAACUCCACUGUCAAGUGUAUGUAAUUGAUAACUGGUAUCAGAACAAAAGAGCCCGACUACCACCUAGAGAGAGACACAUAAUAUUUGCUGCUAGGAAACGACAUGAGUUCCCUGUCCAGCAUCAUUUGCUUUUAAGCCUCCAAGAUGCCCCAGCAGAAUCUCCCCUACUCGGUAAAGUUGGCUGUUCUCCAGAGACAUGGAGGGUUCCCAGUCAACAGGAUGGCUCAGCUGACACUGAUUCCAGACAUUAAAAAGGAACCAAGCUGUGCUUUGGAGUACCAAGGUGACAUGGGAAGUAGACUUUGUCCUGCCUAUUCAUUUUACAGCUACAGAUCAGUGUUCUUUCUUCAUCCUCCUAUCUUUUCUGUGCAAUGUUUUUAGAGGGACAGACCUGAGCAAGCAGAAAGCCAGAAAACAAGGCCCUUGUUCUGCACUGUUAAUAGUGUGCAGGGAAGAGGGAGCAGGAGCAGAUGCCCCUUGUCAUUACUCACUAUUUCAAGGACAGCAGUGAAAUAGUUGCUGAUUCCUCUAGAGCAGCUCAACAUUUGCAGCAUAAUUAAGAGAGACUGUGCUUCCAGAAUCACCUUCUAUUACACCUGAAUUACAGUGAUUGAGGGCAGCAGGCACGCAUCCUCUCUCAGUCACAGCAGCAGGAUGAGUAUUUGUCAAGCUAGUAGUGGUCAGGUUUCUGUCAGUGCCUCUUGGGAAAGAUACACAGAGAGCUGCAGUGACCUAAAUCCCAAAUGCAGCAGCUUUGGGGUGAGGGAUCUGCAGAGGUCUGCUUCUGGGACCAAGAAAGUGGCUCCAUUAUAUUGGUUCUAAGCUUCAGAAAGAACAGCCAUAGUUUAUCCAGUCAUCCAUACAGCAGUCCAAGACAAAGGCCUUUCAGAGCCAGUGCAUAAGUACUAACUUCAGGAAAGCUCCAUGAGCUGUUGAUCUCUUCUUGUAGGCAGCAGUGUCCACCAGCAUUAUAGCCCCUGAAUGUGCAAUUCAUUGUGGAAAAAGCUGGGUAAGACUAUGGAGCCCAAAACCAACGAAUACAAAGGCAGCAAGAUGACCAUCAAGCAACAGCAGCUACCAAAUCUGAAGCCAGUUGUGCUUCAAAAGAAAGGUUCUUGUACAGUACCUGCCCCAGAUACUAUCUUCCUUUCAAAGCAAGAUACCCAGCAAGAAGUACAAGACUAUGAAGGACCCUAGUACAGCAACCUUUGGAUGAGGCCUCCAAGGCUGUCACUGCAGAGCUGUCUACUUGGGAACCAUGGCAGUAGCCGUAUGUCCUGCAGCUAGCCCCACCAAAGCCGUGACUGUGGAGGACACCCCAACAUCAGCCUGGGCUCUGUACAGCUCAAAGGCAGCCCAUUCACUGAAGCCACCCUUUCCCUUUUAAGGCAAGAACUCCCGAUGGAGCUGCAGGCCCAGCUGUUGCACUCCAAAGAGCCCCUGGGAGAGGAGCCCAUGUACAGCCCUCACCAACCCCCUGAGAUGAGAGCCGCUUCCUGGGGGAAUCCAGAGUGCUGUGACCCAGUCACCUGUGGAUGUGGAGCAACAAGAUGUCACAAGAUCUGAGAGGACCCAGUUGAGCAUAUCUGAAUGCCAUGGUGUUAACCUGGUUUCUGAGGGAAAGCCUGGUAUCUGUGAACCAACUCUGAAAUGGUUUUCAUAACUUUGAGCCUUAGGAUCUAGAAUCAUGUCUCAAGUGUUUCAGAGUUUUCUGUCAGUUGGAGCAGGUCCUGCCAGGGCUGUCAUAUACAUCUGGGCAGGUGGUGGUGUCCACACCAUACUGGGCGGCCCACUCACACAACAGUAUCUAAGAGGAGAAUCAUUUCUUCCCAAAUAUCAGAGUUGCCUCCAAGUGAGAUUUAUGUUAAAGCGUACCAGUGGUAGAGUGAUCUUUGUUAUUUCUUUCCAUUUUUUUCUUGAAAAUAUUUAAUAACAAAACAAUAUAUUCUGGUUACGAUCAUUCAAGUAAUACAGUAUUUCAAGUUGUAAAGGAAAAGCUAAGGCUCUUAUUCUUGCACUCCAAGUUCAUAUUCCUGAAGUAACAAUUGUGAAGAGUUUAAUAUGGUUUGUCCUACACUGUGUAACGUUUUGCAUAUUUAUUUCAUAUAUUUUUAACUCAAAUUGUGUCAUGCUAAUUUUCAUAAUAAAACACGUCUUGUACAUCUUUUUCCCAAGGUAAUAUAGCAGAUAGAUCUACUUCACUUUGUAAAAUAUCUCCCAUCUGUUACUAUAAUAAGAUUGAGAGUAGGUAAGGAAAUAGCAACUCUUAUGCACAUCCAAUGGUGUGAUUUGCAUAAUUUAGAUAACCACUAGGAAUAGUUAUUGAAAUUGCAAAUGCCCAGCAAUUCUACUAGAUGUGCUUAUAGAUCAGAGAAACUCUUGCAUGUGCUUAUAGAUCAGAGCUCCAAAUAAGACAUAUAAAAUAGUAAGCUGGCAGAGUGAAAAAUAAUAGACUAGAUCUGUGUAAUUGAAAGAGUGCUGGGAUACAAUGUUCAGUGAAAAUCAAGUUGCCUAAUUCGAAUUAUAGCAUGAUAAUUAUGAAUAUAAAGCAUAAAGCAGCAAAUAUUGAUUAUUCUCAGAUUCUCAUAAAUACAUUCCUAGCAAAGAUAUAAAAACAUAGAAUGUGUUUAUAUUCACUGAAUUAUUGAGAGUUGCAGUUGGGCAAGGAGGAAAAUGAAAGAAUACAUUUUAUAUGUCAUGAAACAUAGCUUAUAAAUAUGAAUAAAUCUGCCGUCUCUUUCACUGGAUUUCAUAUGUAUGCAAUUACAUCUUCCACUAGUGCGUUUUUGUUUCUAUACGAUCCUUAUUCACUUAUUUUUCUUAACUUUAUUGCAUUGGCCAAAGCUGCAGUCCUAAUAUACUGAAUCAGAAUAGUAAGAGGUGACAUCACUGUCCAUGUUUCCCAGUUUCACAUUCAGCAUGGUAUUUGUUAUACUGUAUAUUAUCAGUUUCUGUAAGAGGUGGCCAUUUAUUCCCAAUUUAUUGUUUCCUUCCCUUGUACAGAUUUUGAAGUUUUUAAAUGCUUUUCCAAUGAUUGCCAUAAUAAGAUGUUUUUUCCUCUUGUAACCUGUUCACAUGGUGAUUUAACUAGAUUUUUCUUAUAUUAAAGAAUGCUCUUGGAAUUAUUCAACUAGGUCAUGAUAUAUCCAUUAUGUAUUUCUGGGUUAGGUUGCUAAUACUUUGAUUAAAAUCAUGAUAUCUAUGUUCGUUAAUGAGAUGACCUUUAAUAAUUUUCUUUGCUGUCACUACCUUUAGGGGUUUGGGUCACUUUAAAUUAGCC
Manis javanica (Malayan pangolin) is the source of this 3461-nucleotide messenger RNA. RefSeq names its product cytoplasmic polyadenylated homeobox-like protein. The record is from RefSeq and is a predicted model, not a curated record. Gene Ontology annotation, cellular component: nucleus. Gene Ontology annotation, biological process: regulation of transcription by RNA polymerase II. Gene Ontology annotation, molecular function: RNA polymerase II cis-regulatory region sequence-specific DNA binding; DNA-binding transcription factor activity, RNA polymerase II-specific. Lineage: Eukaryota; Metazoa; Chordata; Mammalia; Pholidota; Manidae.